Durusdinium trenchii is the source of this 486-nucleotide messenger RNA. Lineage: Eukaryota; Dinophyceae; Suessiales; Symbiodiniaceae. The record is from the annotation of a GenBank genome assembly.
AUGCUUGGCUUGGACAAUGCAGGCAAGACGACGAUCCUCCAAAAGAUGACCGAGGGAGACAUCUCGCACAUCAUGCCCACUCAGGGCUUCAAUAUCAAGAGCAUCAUGCAAGAUGGCUUCAAGUUGAACGUUUGGGACAUCGGUGGCCAGGAAGCCAUUCGUCCCUAUUGGUCCAACUACUUCGAGAACACAGACGCCUUGGUCUACGUGGUGGACAGCUCGGACAGCCGGCGUUUGGAGGAAUCUGCCAAGGAGUUGGCCGAGCUCCUUGCACAGGAGAAGUUGGUCCAAGUUCCUGUGAUGGUCUUCGCCAACAAGCAAGACUUGAUGAGCGCCGUCCCCGCCGAUGAGAUUGUUGCAGCCUUGAACUUGGAGGCCAUCGGAGAUCGCUUGUGGCAGAUCCAAGCAUGCAGCGCCAAAACAGGGGAAGGCUUGCAAGAAGGUAUGGAGUGGCUGGUGACGAACGCCAAAAGUGAGAGUGGCUGA